Messenger RNA from Rhodamnia argentea, 1545 nucleotides. RefSeq names its product UDP-rhamnose/UDP-galactose transporter 2-like. NCBI's taxonomy places the organism in Eukaryota, Viridiplantae, Streptophyta, Magnoliopsida, Myrtales, Myrtaceae. The record is from RefSeq and is a predicted model, not a curated record. Gene Ontology annotation, cellular component: Golgi apparatus. The coding region runs from base 383 to 1426 and encodes 347 amino acids. The transcript is spliced from 5 exons. Gene Ontology annotation, molecular function: antiporter activity; UDP-galactose transmembrane transporter activity.
AGUAGAGAGAGAAAGAGAGAAGAGAGAGAGAGAGAGAGCGCGCGCGAGUGCAGACGAAUCGGCGCGUCACUGACUCCGAUGGAGGCCAUGGCGCGAGCCCGACACACCACGCCGCGCUCCAUCCCCCUUCGCUGUUCACGAUCUCCAAAGUUGCGGAUGCAUUUAUGGCGCUCCCGAGGGCCCGUCCAAGAUUGAAGGCGUUACCAAUUUCGUCUCCGUCUGCGGCUUCCUCUUCGUUCGUCAUUGUGUUGGCAUUUUCUGUGCUCCCCAUCUGGUUCCAACUGGAGUUUGAUUUUUUUUUUUCCGCUUUCCCCCUUCUUUUCCUGCCUUUACUCUUUUUCACCCUUGGCGAAUCGGAGGAUCGUGACGGGGAAGUUCGAGAAUGGAGGGCGAGAAGAAGUCGUCGGCCGUGUCGGACGCCGGGGCGUGGGCGAUGAACGUGAUAAGCUCCGUCGGCAUCAUCAUGGCCAACAAGCAGCUCAUGUCGGCUGGCGGUUAUGCCUUCGGCUUUGCAACAACAUUGACCGGGUUUCACUUUGCCGUAACUGCAUUGGUCGGUCUAGUUUCAAAUGCUGUUGGUUAUUCUGCAUCAAAGGAUGUUCCUUUGUGGGAGCUUCUCUGGUUUUCUAUUGUUGCGAAUAUAUCGAUCACGGGGAUGAAUUUCAGCCUCAUGUUGAACUCCGUAGGCUUCUACCAGAUAUCAAAAUUAAGCAUGAUUCCAGUAGUUUGCGUCAUGGAAUGGAUCCUUCACAAUAAGCACUACUCCAGAGAGGUGAAAAUGUCUGUGGUGGUUGUGGUUAUUGGUGUAGGUGUUUGCACGGUGACUGAUGUGAAAGUCAAUGCCAAAGGGUCUACAUGUGCAUGUUUGGCAGUCCUCUCAACAUCUUUGCAGCAAAUUUCGAUAGGUUCCUUACAGAAGAAGUACUCGAUUGGAUCUUUCGAACUGUUGAGUAAGACGGCUCCGAUACAAGCUUUGUCUCUCCUUUUCCUUGGUCCAGUCGUUGAUUACUUUCUCAACGGCAAAUCCAUUGCAGACUACAAGAUGUCAUACGGUGCUCUUUUCUUCAUCAUUCUAUCAUGCAUGCUGGCGGUCUUCUGCAACGUGAGCCAGUACCUCUGCAUCGGCCGCUUCUCUGCAGUUUCCUUCCAGGUUCUGGGUCACAUGAAAACAGUAUGCGUUCUCACAUUAGGGUGGUUGCUCUUCGACUCCGAGCUUACUCUCAAGAACAUAAUGGGCAUGAUCAUAGCAAUUGCCGGCAUGGUGAUUUAUAGUUGGGCUAUGGAGGUCGAAAAGCGGUCGAGUGAGAAGCCUGUAGUAGCUCCUGCCAUGAGCAGCUCCACCGAAGAGGAAACCGAACUUUUGAAGGAGGCCGCCACAACAAACUUAGCAGUGGCAAAGGAUAUCGAACUCGGGCGAGACUACUGAAGGAUGAGUUGACUUUCUUCUUUGUUCAUAGCUUUCGGGGUCUUCCAUGUGUAUCCAUCUGCUGCUGCCGCUUACAUUACACCAACGCGAUUAGCUCUCUACAUUAGUUGGUUCCUUUU